CCGCUCUCUUCUCAGUUCUCAGUGUUCUCUCUCUUCCCCUCACGCCGCCCAAACCCUUCUCUCUCUCCUCUCUCUCUGUAUGAAUGUAUGUAUUUGCAUCAGCAUUGUGAAUAGCUUUAUUUCUUAAAUUGUGUUUGUGCAUGUAAUCUGGAGAAUAUAUAUAUAUAUGUGUGUAUGUAUAUGUAUGAUCUAGAAGAUCGAGGUUAAGAUUUUGCCCUAAGGUGAGGAAUUAAGGAUUAAUGGGGUGUGCGCAAUCGAGAUUGGACAACGAAGAAUCGGUGUCGAGAUGCAAGGACCGGAGGAAUCUGAUGAAGCAAUCGGUAAUGGUGAGGAACGCCUUUGCUUCGGCUCACUCCGCAUACGCUAUGGCUCUGAAGAACACCGGCGCCGCCUUGAGCGACUACGCGCAAGGAGAAGUUCCGCCUCCGGCUCAGUCGCCGGUGGUUGUGAGCGAGCCGGCUUCUGAGCCGCCGCCUCCCCCUCCGCCGCACAUGAUGGAGAGGACUCCCCUCCCUCCGCCGCCGCCGCCGUUGCCGAGCUUCUCCCCUCUGCCGCCGCUGCAGCGGGCGAUGACGAUGCCUGAGUUUUCUAAAUCGAGGGGGAAGAUGAAGAGCAUCGCGAUUGAUGAGGAGGAGGAGGAGGAUGAGGAAGAGGAGAGUGGAUUGAAGCUGAGGAAUCAACGGAAUGGGGCUGAGAAAUCGGGUCCGGUAGACAAUGAGACUCCGAUUAAGACGCCGGAGCCGCCCCCUCCUCCACCAGCAGGCGUGGCUUGGGAUUAUUUCUUCACGGUGGAUAACAUGCCGGGAACAACCCUAGGGGAUGUGGAAGAGGAGGACGAGGAAGAGGACGAGUAUAUAGAGGAGAAUGAUGGGGUUCAGGACAGUCCACGAACUCCGAAAUUUGAGAAUGCCCGUGGAGAUGAGGAAUUCAAGACUCCGGAGAAGGGAGGAAUUGAGAGUGAGAUGGAGGAGACGCCGGUGACAGCUAAGGAGAAGCACUUUGUUCAUUCUAACACGGCGCCUCCUGGGAUUAGAGGAUUCAUGAAUGGUGGGAAAGUUAACACGGCAAAUAGUGCAGAUUUCUACAAGGUUUUGGGCGAAAUUGAUGAUCAUUUCCUCAAGGCUUCACAGUGUGCUCAAGAGGUUUCAAAGAUGCUCGAGGCCACUAGGAUGCAUUACCAUUCCAAUUUCGCAGACAAAGAAAAUAUUAAUCAUGCAGAAAGGGUUAUGCAAAUCAUCACAUGGAACAAGUCUCUUAGAGGCAUACCCAAUGGCAAUGGUGCAAAGGACAACUAUGAUGAUGAUGAUGAAUCCGAGACUCAUGCCACUGUUUUGGAUAAGUUACUGGCAUGGGAGAAGAAACUAUAUGAGGAACUAAAGGCUGGUGAAAUUAUUAAACAUGAAUAUCAAAGGAAGAUUGCCAUACUAAACAAGCUGAAAAAGCGCAAUGCUAGUUCUGAAUCACUGGAGAAGGUGAAAGCUGCUGUUAGCCAUUUACAUACUCGUUAUAUAGUUGAAAUGCAAUCUUUGGAUUCAACCGUUGCUGAAGUGAAUGAGAUACGUGAUAAACAAUUGUACCCAAAACUUGCUGCUCUUGUUCAUGGGAUGGCAAAGAUGUGGGAAUCCAUGUGUAGACAUCAUGAAGACCAGAUGAGGAUCGUAAUGGAACUCUCAUCCAUUGAUAUGUCUGCAACCCCCAUGGAAACAAGCAAAAAUCAUCAGUCACACACCAUACAGCUUGCUGAUGUUAUUAAGGAGUGGCACGACCAAUUUGAAAGCCUCGUGAAUAAUCAAAAGAUGUAUAUCCAAGCCCUCAACAGCUGGCUGAAACUAAAUCUCAUUCCAGUAGAGAGUAGCCUGAGGGAAAAACCUUCAUCCCCACUCAGAGUUCAGAACCCUCCUAUUCAGCCACUCCUCCAUGCCUGGAAUGAGCUGCUUGAGAAACUUCCCGAUGAGCACUCUAGAAGUGCAAUUAAUUCUUUUGAAGCUGUGAUAAGGACCAUCAUUAUUCAUCAGGAGGAGGAAGUGAAGCUGAAGGAGAAGUGUGAAGAAACUAGAAAAGAAUAUAUGCGUAAGAGGCAGGCUUUCGAAGACUGGUACCAUAAGUAUAUGCAACGCAGAACUCCACCCGAUGAGAUAGACCCUGAUAGAAGAACAGAAGCUAAUGGCAAAGACCCUGUUUCGGAGAGGCAAUUUGUGGUAGACAGCUUGCAGAAGAGGUUAGAUGAGGAAACCGAAGCUUAUCAAAAGCAUUGUAUCCAGGUGAGAGAGAAAUCUUUGGGAACUCUGAAGAUUCAGUUGCCUGAACUUUUCCGAGCCAUGAGGGAUUAUUCUCACAUGUCUUUCAAUGCUUAUGAAAGAUUGAGACUGCUAGUGGCAUCACAGAACUCAAAUCAAGCUUCAUAGUAUUCUCCUUCCUCCUUUUCUUGCACAAUGAAUGUAGAUUGCAGUGAACCCUUUUACGACCUAAUGAUCUACAAUUGACUAUGUCAAAGUCUUGUUGGUUCUUGAUGGAAUGACUUGCUAAUUUCAAUUGAAUUAGCACAUUUUCACAUGCAUAUGGGUCUAUAUAUUUAUCUCAUGCACACA
Messenger RNA from Ipomoea triloba (trilobed morning glory), 2588 nucleotides. Its product is annotated as nitrate regulatory gene2 protein-like. The coding region runs from base 240 to 2405 and encodes 721 amino acids. The transcript has 4 exons. Lineage: Eukaryota; Viridiplantae; Streptophyta; Magnoliopsida; Solanales; Convolvulaceae. The record is from RefSeq and is a predicted model, not a curated record.